CACACACCGGGUAUUAUUGAAAAAAAAACUGAAGAAACGUGUGAUUUUGUUUCUUACAUUAAUUUUAUAGAAAAAAUAUAAAUAAAUAAUAUUAAUUAAUAUUUAAAAUGGAUUCAAUACAACCAGGAAGUUUAGCAAGUUUAUCUGGAGCUGAAAAAGAUGAAUUAAUGCAACAAGUUAAACAAGAAAUUGCUGUUGCAAAUGCUCAAGAAUUAUUAACCAAAAUGACAGAGAAAUGUUUUAAAAAAUGUGUUUUAAAACCAGGUACAUCAUUGGAUAGUUCAGAACAGAAAUGUGUUGCAAUGUGUAUGGAUCGUUACAUGGAUUCCUUCAAUGUUGUCACCAGAGCAUACAGUGGCAGAUUACAAAAAGAACGUAACAGAAUGUAAAUAGAUUAUUAAAUUAUAAUUAAUAAAAUUGUAUCAAAAAUUA
Messenger RNA from Aphidius gifuensis, 432 nucleotides. Its product is annotated as mitochondrial import inner membrane translocase subunit Tim13. The transcript is spliced from 3 exons. The record is from RefSeq and is a predicted model, not a curated record. Lineage: Eukaryota; Metazoa; Arthropoda; Insecta; Hymenoptera; Braconidae. The coding region runs from base 108 to 389 and encodes 93 amino acids.